This is a messenger RNA of Suillus paluster, 411 nucleotides long. RefSeq lists its product as uncharacterized. The record is from RefSeq and is a predicted model, not a curated record. The transcript has 9 exons. The coding region runs from base 1 to 411 and encodes 136 amino acids. Lineage: Eukaryota; Fungi; Basidiomycota; Agaricomycetes; Boletales; Suillaceae.
AUGCACUGGUUCAUCCAAUGGCUCAUGCAAGUUCUGACUCAACUUCGUCAAGCAUGGCAAGGUAGGGUCCAGCGACAGUCGAAACCUAUCCUAGUGUAUCAAACAAUUCUGCUGAAAUGGCUUCCACAAGUGAGAAAAUUGCCUCAAGUUUGUUGUUGGGAUAAAUCCAAUCCAUUAGAGUUGGUCUGGGAUGAAUUCCUCACCAUUCCUGGUCCUAUGUGCAUGAGCGGACGGUGCUUUGCGAGGGCAACCACUGAGGCUGAGUCAGGAAGUAAGCUGUCCCAGCUCAACCGCCCCCUGACAUAUUGUUUAGAUGUAGCACUAUACUGCUAUCACCUUGCAGUAACUAUGUGCUGCACUCUGGGUACCCUGAAUACUUUUGACCAGGGAGCAUUGUUCUGGGCAGUGUGA